This is a messenger RNA of Miscanthus lutarioriparius, 1002 nucleotides long. The record is from the annotation of a GenBank genome assembly. NCBI's taxonomy places the organism in Eukaryota, Viridiplantae, Streptophyta, Magnoliopsida, Poales, Poaceae.
AUGGAGCUUGCAGAGGGAUCAAGGAAAAGGACCCGUGCAAGCUGUGGCGGCGGCGGCGGAAGCUCGGCCGGUGGCCCAGACCGGCUGAGCGCUCUACCGGACUGCCUCCUCCACAUCAUCAUGUCCUCCCUCAAGGCCCGACAGAUGGUGCAGUUGUGCGUGCUGACUGUUGGGGCUCCAAGAUCAAGAGUAUCCACACGCUGGAGGUACCUCUGGCGCUUCGUGCCGUGUCUCAACGUCGACAUCGUUGAGUUCAGGACCAAGGCGGCGGUGCAUGCCUCCAGCAAUGGCGGCAGCGACAGCAGCUAUUACUCUGAUGAUGAUGACAGCACCGACUUCGGCUCGGGCAACAACCAGGACAAGGGAAAAGGGUGGGAUGAAUUCGAGGAUUUCGCCGUCAACCUCAUGCUCCGUUGUAACAUCGCGCUGCUGGAUUCCUUCAGGCUAGACAUUGAUAGGGGCAGGAAACCUCAGUCCUAUAAUUGGUCUGGCAGUGCAACACAAGGCUGGGAAUACAGCGGCCAACAAGCAACGGCGUGGCUCCGUCGCGCGAUGAAAUUCCUGGAAUUCCAGAACCUGAGGAACUUGCUGCUGGGCGACUGUGAUCUCAGUGAUGACUUCCGCGUAUUGCGGUUCUUUCAUCGAGGUUCACCUAAUCUAGAGAAGGUCACUUUGCGGCACUGCAAGUUCCCAGGUGAUUCUGAGGACAAGGAAGGAACGCGCAAACUGGACAAGACCUCAUCUUCUGGUUGCUGCUGUGGCCUGGACUUCCUACGUGAUGAGAACGUCGAGCUUGAAAUCAUACAUAAAGAUGACGAUGCCUGUCGAUCUGUUGACGAGCUUGUGCGUGACUUACCAAAUCUCAAAGGUACAACUGAUGCUGUUCCUGACGCUGCUGCUGCUACUGAAGAUUCGAUGCCUCAUUCAACUGGAGUUGGGCGUCGUCGGGGAACUCGGCGCAGGAGGACCAGCGUGCGCAUCUCGGGACCAGAAUGGGAAUGA